Messenger RNA from Filobasidium floriforme, 1242 nucleotides. Its product is annotated as peptidase C13 family-domain-containing protein. The coding region runs from base 1 to 1242 and encodes 413 amino acids. Gene Ontology annotation, biological process: protein localization to cell surface; attachment of GPI anchor to protein; proteolysis. The record is from RefSeq and is a predicted model, not a curated record. Lineage: Eukaryota; Fungi; Basidiomycota; Tremellomycetes; Filobasidiales; Filobasidiaceae. Gene Ontology annotation, molecular function: GPI-anchor transamidase activity. The transcript is spliced from 7 exons. Gene Ontology annotation, cellular component: GPI-anchor transamidase complex.
AUGUGGGAUUUGUGGACAGGAGUACAAGCAGAAGUCCUCGGAACGUCCGAAAAGCAGGCCGGUCCAUGGCAGGCGGUAGCAAACCGGACGAGCGAAUUGGAAGAGAGCGAGGAAGGAAGACACACGAACAACUGGGCGGUAUUGGUCUGCACUUCGAGGUAUUGGUUCAACUACAGGCAUAUGGCUAAUACCCUUGGAAUGUACCGCACGGUAAAACGCUUGGGCAUUCCAGACUCUCGAAUCAUCCUCAUGCUCGCCGACGACGUCGCUUGCAACCCAAGGAACGGGUUCCCUAGCACCAUCUAUGCCAAUUCAGGCAAACAGCUCGACCUGUAUGGCAGCGGGGUAGAUGCAAAAAAGACUGGCGUAGACGAGGCUGUCGGUGUCGAGGUGGACUACCGGGGCUAUGAAGUCAACGUCGAGAGUUUCUUGCGAGUCUUGACGGGUCGAUAUCCCGAUUCGCUACCUGCCUCGAAGCGGCUGCUUUCCGAUUCGUCUUCAAACGUCUUCAUCUACAUGGCAGGACACGGAGGGGACGAGUUUAUGAAGUUUCAGGACAACGAAGAGGUUGGAGCUCAUGAUAUCGGGGAUGCCAUCGGGCAGAUGUGGGAAAAGCGAAGGUACAACAAGUUGUUCUUCAUGACUGAUACCUGCCAGGCGAACACCUUGUACAAGCGGAUCUAUAGCCCGAACGUGCUGGCGACCGGGUCUAGCGAGUUGGGAGAGAACUCUUACUCUCACCAUAACGAUCACGAUAUCGGCGUCGCGGUGAUUGAUAGUUAUACACACUACGUGUUGCAAUACCUAGAGGGUAUCGACAUCGGCAGUAAUAAGACCAUGAAAGACUUUUUUGACCACUAUGACCCGGUCAAGAUCAAGUCCCAUCCGGGCGUCUUUACCGACUACUUCCCAGAUGCACUGGACGAGGUCCUCGUCACAGACUUUUUCGGCGGUGUCUCCCGUGCUGAAGGCGUAGAACGGGUUUCGCCCGGACAUCCCGGUGGGACGGUAGUGGUAGCCGAUGGUCAUGAUGUGAGGUCGGACGAACAGGUGGAGAUCUCGACGAGCUCGAGGCAACGACCAUUGAUCCGACAAGGAUAUCUGCUUGGCCAAUCAAAGAUGGCGUCGAUUUCGGAAACCGAUCGACUCGGGGUAACCAAGGCAAGAGGUUGGCGGGAAUGGGUUGCUCUCAGUGGGCUCGUCGGUUUAGGAGGCAUAGCUUGGGCCGCAAGCAGUCGGUAG